CUGAGGUCUUGCCCGCGCUGGGGUUCUCACGGAGAAUCAUUCCCCUUUCUCUCUGAAUUGCUUUUGGAGUGGAUUUCUGUACAUGGCCUUGGUACUUCGGUUCAGGCAGCCCGUCGGGGCCCAGCCUCUGCCAGGACUCUGCCAAGGCGAGCUCAUUCGGACAAACGCAUGUGACGUGUGCAACAGCACCGAUCUUCCGGAAGUCGAGAUCAUCAGCCUGCUGGAGGAGCAGCUGCCCCAUUAUAAGUUAAGAGCCGACACCAUCUACGGUUAUGACCACGACGACUGGCUCCAUACACCCCUCAUUUCUCCAGAUGCCAACAUUGACCUCACAACCGAGCAAAUCGAAGAGACGCUGAAGUACUUCCUUUUAUGUGCUGAAAGAGUUGGCCAGAUGACUAAGACAUAUAAUGACAUAGAUGCUGUCACUCGGCUUCUUGAGGAGAAAGAGCGGGAUUUAGAACUGGCUGCUCGGAUCGGCCAGUCGUUGUUGAAGAAGAACAAGACACUAACGGAGAGGAACGAGCUGUUGGAGGAGCAGGUGGAACACAUCAGGGAGGAGGUGUCUCAGCUCCGGCAUGAGCUGUCCAUGAAGGAUGAGCUGCUUCAGUUCUACACCAGCGCCGCGGAAGAGAGCGAGCCUGAGUCCGUGUGCUCCACCCCGUUGAAGAGGAAUGAGUCAUCCUCCUCCGUCCAGAAUUACUUCCAUCUAGAUUCUCUUCAGAAGAAGCUGAAGGACCUCGAAGAGGAGAACGUCGUACUUCGAUCGGAGGCCUGCCAGCUGAAGACAGAGACCAUCACCUACGAAGAGAAGGAACAGCAGCUGGUCAACGACUGCGUGAAGGAACUGAGGGACGCCAACGUGCAGAUCGCCAGUAUCUCAGAGGAGCUGGCCAAGAAGACUGAGGAUGCUGCCCGCCAGCAGGAGGAGAUCACACACCUGCUGUCGCAGAUAGUCGACUUGCAGAAGAAGGCAAAAUCUUGCGCGGUGGAAAAUGAAGAGCUGGUCCAGCACCUGGGGGCCGCUAAGGAUGCCCAGCGGCAGCUCACGGCCGAGCUGCGCGAGCUGGAGGACAAGUACGCCGAGUGCAUGGAGAUGCUUCACGAGGCACAGGAGGAGCUCAAGAACCUCCGCAACAAGACCGUGCCCAACACCACAUCCCGGCGCUACCACUCGCUUGGGCUGUUCCCCAUGGACUCCUUGGCAGCGGAGAUCGAGGGGACGAUGCGGAAGGAGCUGCAGCUGGAAGAGCCUGAGUCUCCGGACAUCGCGCACCAGAAGCGAGUCUUUGAGACGGUGAGAAACAUCAACCAGGUCGUCAAGCAGAGGUCUCUGACCCCAUCCCCCAUGAACAUCCCAGGCUCCAACCAGUCCUCAGCCGUGAACUCCCUCCUCUCCAGCUGCGUCAGCACCCCCCGGUCCAGCUUCUACGGUAGUGAUGUUGGCAACGUUGUCCUGGACAACAAGACCAACAGCAUCAUCCUGGAAGCAGAGUCCGAGGACCUGGGGAACGACGAGCGGAGCAAGAAGCCCGGGACGCCGGGCACUCCGGGCUCCCACGACCUGGAGACUGCGCUGCGGAGGCUGUCCCUCCGCCGGGAGAACUACCUCUCGGAGCGGAGGUUCUUCGAGGAGGAGCAGGAGCGGAAGCUCAGGGAGCUGGCGGAGAAGGGCGAGCUGCUCAGCGGCUCCCUCACGCCCACGGAGAGCAUCAUGUCCCUCGGCACCCACUCGCGCUUCUCCGAGUUCACCGGCUUCUCGGGCAUGUCCUUCAGCAGCCGCUCCUACCUGCCUGAGAAACUCCAGAUCGUGAAGCCGCUGGAAGGCUCUGCCACCCUUCACCACUGGCAGCAGUUGGCCCAGCCCCACCUAGGGGGCAUCCUGGACCCCCGGCCCGGUGUGGUCACCAAGGGCUUCCGGACACUGGACGUUGACCUGGAUGAAGUGUACUGCCUUAAUGACUUUGAGGAAGAUGACACAGGUGACCACAUUUCCCUCCCGGGCCUAGCUACCUCCACGCCAGUUCAGCACCCAGAGACCUCAGGUAUUUAUGUGGAGGGAAGAGCCAACAUGUGGGAAAGGAUUAAGAUCAGAGUUUUGAAGUCUUACAGUUACAUUGGUAGAUGGUUGGUUGGACAGUGUAGUUGAAUUAUUUUGGAUGCCAUCCAGGAUCCUUCAAGGAAAGAAAGAAGUAGGAUUAGCGCAACAUAGAAGAAAGUGAAGGUCAGUUUAUUUUUAUAGUCCUACCCAUGAAGGCCACUCAUGUGGGGGAAAACCUGGAAGGAGGUUCGUAGCAAUCACGACUGCCUGUCUGGCAGCAGCCCCACAGUAGAGCUGUGUCUUCAUUGGGGCAGGUGCAAAAGUAAGUGUUGAAGGCAAAAAUCACAUUUGGUCAAACAGCCCUUGAAAAAUCCCCUGAAGGUGCAGCAUAUGGACUUGCUCUCUCCCCUCCCCAACCCUGCCCCAAGCAUAGCUGGCAAAGGCCAGGAAUUAACUUCUGUAGCGACCUUGCUUGGUACAUAGGUCCAGGUUCUGUUCAGGAGCAGCUACUGAGUGAGGCAAGAGAAGGAAGAGCUCAUGGAGGAAGGGAGCCAGAGCCCCAGUGGGGCCAGCGGAGUAUUUCUGCAGUGCCUGGGCCGGCCAGGAGCAGGUUGGCGCAGUCUCGCAGCCACGCCCUCUCCUUUCUGUCCCAAGACCCAAGCGGGGCGCGAUGGGUCUGGAAGGCAAUCUCCGAUUCCCAGACCCUCAGGUGUGGGAAAGGUUCGCGUUUAUCUCCACGGAGAGAGUGGACCGCGCGUUCCCACCCUGAUGGGAAGACGUUCCAACCAGCCCUCGUCCUGCAGCUGUGACAAGAGUUGCACAGGCAGAUGGUCGGCUCACCCACCUGUGUUAGGCGAUGCUAAGGAAGGCCCCGUGCUCUUGCCUUGGGAUACCUAUAAAACUAGUGCAUGAAACAGGCCUACUGUUUCAUGAAAACUAGUGCAUGAAACAGGCGACCUGGAAGUGGAAAAAUGAAUGAAAAGAGGUCGUUGACUCCUUCCAGACCAACAGCUGGAAUCAACCCCGCUUACAAUGUCCUGAACAAGCUUGCUCUUUGCGAGCGCUCUCUCGAUGGCAGCAUCAUCUCUGAAGACCACAGGAGGGCGCUCCCGUGCUCCAGGAGCACUCCCAUGGACCGCAGAGGACAGUGCGCAGGCGGACACUUCUCCGCGGAGGAGGGAGCGCUGCAGUGGGUGUCGGUGGCGGGAUGAGCGGUCCAGCAGCACCGCCAAGAGGCGGGCGGGGGAAGCGCGCUCCUGAAGUGGCUUGGAUGGGUCUCGAGCAGCGGUGGGUCUCCGGUGCAGCUUGGCCAGACCAGCUACCACGCCGGUGGACGUCUGCCACAGGAGGGACAAGAGGACAGGGUGUAGGGUCCAGCUUUGUUGGCAGCCACAGGAUCCAAAGAGACUUUUGCAUUAUGUCCCUUUGACAUUUUAACCACAUUAAAAAAAAAAAAUCUUUCUUCAGAACGUAUUUCAGGGGCCACUUGUGGAGAAUUUCUGCCCCUCUCUGCAUGACACUGUUAGAGUGUUCAUCUGUUAAAUCACAUACUUCUUAGAUGAAACAGGGAGUAGACAGCUUGGCACAGUGGGCAAAAUUGACUUUUAAUUGUUUUAAUUUUGUAGGAACAAAAAAUAAGUUGUGUGGAAACCAGAAGAAGAUCUUGUGUAGUUCACAAAUGUGUGAUAGAAUCCUCCCAGGGCCUGCAGGCCCAGGUCUGCAUCAGGGACUCGGGGGUCCCUGUUGAGCUGUAGGAGCAGACGAGAGCCAUAUUGAAGAAAUGCUUAAGAGGCAGAGAACGAGAGUGAGCAGGUCCAUGUUAAGCCUGGAUCUAAGGGCUUAAGAAAUGUUGCACUUCUGCAACAUUAUUUGGCUUAAAAUCACUUUUAUUUUUUUGUUUUUUUAAAGGGUGAAAACAACAGUAUUGUAUUUAGAAACUUUUGGCUUCCAUCCCCCAGAGAAAAACUCUUAUUAGAGACACAUGAAGCCCAGACACAUAUUUUUUUUUCAGACACAAUAUUGAUAUUAAUGAUGAGGCACAGGGUACACAAAGGCAUUAUGAAGCUUUUCCCACAUGCACUCAUCAUGGAACUCCCCUCCCCCACCGAAAAUUUCAUGGGCAGAGUAUAAGGAACUGACAGGAAAAGUCUUUAAAGCAUUUUCCUGUAUCCUCACAUUUUAGUCUUUCAGGAAGAAUUCAGAAGCCUUGCUUUUGCCUUUUUUAAAAAAUGGGAAAGUAACUGACAGGCAAAGACACCCCCCCCCCCCCGCCCCCAAUAUGCUUACUCUUUGAACAAAAAGUAACAAAGUUGUUAGAAGCUAGUCAAAAGGUCAUGACAAAAAGACAAAAGGUAUGGAUGCUCUUAGUUCAAGUCACAAUCUUAAACUGGAUGGACAGUGGCUUCUGUUUUCAGUGGGUUUGGUUUGGCUUGGAUAGAAAAGGCCAGCCUAUGGGUGCCACUGUUGAUGUGGUGGAAGCUUCUGGAACCUUAGGGGGCAGGGUGGGGGGGAGAGAGAGAAGAUGCGUCCGUGUGUGUGUGCGCGCGCGCCAAUGAGUUCAUAGAAAUUGCAAAGCAGAUCUAAAUCAUGUGACCUCAGCUUCACCCUAGGUGUUUAAGUUAAGAAGAGGAAAUUGUCAGGCAUUUUGUUCAUUUUACACAGGUUUGGCCACUUCCCAUGAAAAAGGGGAAAGAGACUGUGGGAAACGUUCAGUGCAUCACAAAGACAGUCCUCUUUUUCCAAGAUUUAGAGAGGCGUUUGUAAUUUUGACUUUCAAGAAGUUGUUUAUGUUAGCAAAAAACAUAGCCUGUGUGUGUGGUGUGGCCAGGUUUCUCCAUCUUCAGAGAGCCCCUUUGAAGCAGCCUCGCAUGGGUGUGUAUUUUGCAACUUCGCUAGAAAUCUCCAGGUGCAGACAUACUCUUUGGCAUCUGUGUGGGUCACAUUAGGGCUCUUUCAAGGACUAGGUGCCAUGCUGGCUUUUACUGGGGCGAGUUUCUGUUCUCCCUUUCCCUGUGGAUGGGGGAUGGAACGUGCCAUUGGGAUUGACUGCGAUGGAUGAGUUGGUGUAUCUGAAUCACAUCAUGUGGACGGGAGAGGCUGGUAGUUUCCGUCAGGCUUCAGGUCCUCACCAGAGCAACCCCACCUUGUCUGUGCUCCCUUUUCUCUCCUCACAAUUAGAGCAGGGGGCCCUGCAGUCAUCCAGAUCUGCAUAGCACACUUGCAGAUAACCCCCAGUAUAGUCUCAGGGCCAUCCAGGGAGGCAGCCCCAGCUCUCUGGAGACUGUGGGCCCCGUCAGGGCACCUCCAUGACUGGCUGCAGCAGCAGCAUUCCAGGCACCCAGUUUCCAAUCAGUACUGAGCACCCUGCGCCUGCCAGAGGAGCAUAGCCCAUCAGAACCAUUUACCAAGUGCACCUGCCCCAGGCAGAACAUGCACAGGGUCUGCUCAGAGAGCAAGCGAGCAGGGUGACCCUUGUCCUUCAAAAGCCUUCCUAUGCCCUAGCCUGCAGCUAGCUGAAGGGGUGUGCCUGUGUGUGCUGUGUUCAGAAAAAAAACAAAAAACGACUGCAUGCUAGGCACCUGUAUGUAGUUCACCAACACAGAAGAUCUUGAAUAAUCAAGGAUUAACUAAAUUUAUAGGUUCUUGUCGAUAGAUUCGGAUUUUGUACUAGUGUCAGAACCAGACAAAAAUAAUGUAGAAUUAAAAAAUAAUAUUAAAAAAAAUUUUUUUUAAAU
This is a messenger RNA of Mustela lutreola (European mink), 5775 nucleotides long. It is a transcript of the gene TRAK1, whose product is annotated as trafficking kinesin protein 1. The record is from RefSeq and is a predicted model, not a curated record. NCBI's taxonomy places the organism in Eukaryota, Metazoa, Chordata, Mammalia, Carnivora, Mustelidae. The transcript is spliced from 15 exons. Gene Ontology annotation, cellular component: dendrite. Bases 83 to 2149 code for a protein of 688 amino acids. Gene Ontology annotation, molecular function: GABA receptor binding. Gene Ontology annotation, biological process: anterograde axonal transport of mitochondrion; neurogenesis; endosome to lysosome transport.